Molecule: messenger RNA, 2690 nt
Organism: Cercocebus atys (sooty mangabey)
Lineage: Eukaryota; Metazoa; Chordata; Mammalia; Primates; Cercopithecidae
Gene: SERINC3
Product: serine incorporator 3
Exons: 10
Coding region: 161-1582 (473 amino acids)
Cellular component (GO): membrane
Source: RefSeq, a predicted model, not a curated record
ACGGUGGGCGGGGCCACGCCGUGACGCAUCCGUGCGCCGGUGGAGGGCCAAGUUUCCGGCUUGAGGAACCGUCGCGUUUCUGGGGAGACGCCUCAGCUGGCACUUACCACCGCAUUAGAAAGCAGCCUCAGGACCUGCCACCUCCAUCACUGGCGUCACCAUGGGGGCUGUCCUGGGUGUCUUCUCCCUCGCCAGCUGGGUUCCAUGCCUCUGCAGCGGUGCCUCAUGUUUGCUGUGUAGUUGCUGUCCUAACAGUAAGAAUUCCACGUUGACUCGCCUCAUUUAUGCUUUCAUUCUCCUACUGAGCACUGUUGUAUCCUAUAUCAUGCAGAGAAAAGAGAUGGAAACGUACCUGAAGAAGAUUCCUGGAUUUUGUGAAGGGGGAUUUAAAAUCCAUGAGGCUGAUAUAAAUGCAGAUAAAGAUUGUGAUGUGCUGGUUGGUUAUAAAGCUGUGUAUCGGAUCAGCUUUGCAAUGGCCAUCUUUUUCUUUGUCUUUUCUCUGCUCAUGUUGAAAGUAAAAACAAGUAAAGAUCCCCGAGCAGCAGUACACAAUGGGUUUUGGUUCUUCAAAAUUGCUGCCCUUAUUGGAAUCAUGGUUGGAUCUUUCUACAUCCCUGGGGGCUAUUUCAGCUCAGUCUGGUUUGUUGCUGGCAUGAUAGGGGCCGCCCUCUUCAUCCUCAUUCAGCUGGUGCUGUUGGUAGACUUUGCUCAUUCUUGGAAUGAAUCAUGGGUAAAUCGAAUGGAAGAAGGAAACCCAAGGUUGUGGUAUGCCGCUUUACUGUCUUUCACAAGCGCCUUUUAUAUCCUGUCAAUCAUCUGUGUCGGGCUGCUCUAUACAUACUACACCAAACCAGAUGGCUGCACAGAAAACAAGUUCUUCAUCAGUAUUAACCUGAUCCUUUGCGUUGUGGCUUCUAUUAUAUCGAUCCACCCAAAAAUUCAGGAAUACCAGCCUCGCUCCGGCCUCUUGCAGUCCUCCCUCAUCACCCUCUACACUAUGUACCUCACCUGGUCAGCCAUGUCCAAUGAACCUGAUCGUUCCUGCAACCCCAGCCUGAUGAGCUUUAUUACACGCAUAACUGCACCAACACUGGCUCCUGGAAAUUCAACUGCUGUGAUCCCUACCCCUACUCCACUAUCAAAGAGUGGGUCUUUACUGGAUUCAGAUAAUUUUAUUGGACUGUUUGUCUUUGUUCUCUGCCUUUUGUAUUCUAGCAUCCGCACUUCCACUAAUAGCCAAGUAGACAAGCUGACCCUGUCAGGGAGUGACAGCGUCAUCCUUGGUGAUACAACUACCAAUGGUGCCAGUGAUGAAGAAGAUGGACAGCCUCGACGGGCUGUGGACAACGAGAAAGAGGGAGUGCAGUAUAGCUACUCCUUAUUCCACCUCAUGCUCUGCUUGGCUUCCUUGUACAUCAUGAUGACCCUGACCAGCUGGUACAGCCCUGAUGCAAAGUUUCAGAGCAUGACCAGCAAGUGGCCAGCUGUGUGGGUAAAGAUCAGCUCCAGCUGGGUCUGCCUCCUGCUUUACGUCUGGACCCUUGUGGCUCCACUUGUCCUCACCAGUCGGGACUUCAGCUGAACCUCUGAGUGCCAAGGACACCACUGAAACUCACAAAGGUCUCCUUCACCGAAAACUCAUAUACCUUUUAAGUUUGCUUCAACUAAAAUAUUAAGUGAAUGCUUUGCAAGUUUGACUGUAUCCAGGUUUAUAUCAGAAGGUGAGAUUGAAUAAUGCUUGAUGCAGAAUCUAAACUUCUCAUUUAUCUGUAUAUUUUGUUUACUUUUAAGGAUAUAGCACAAAGGGAACAUUUUUUGUUUAAAGUGAACUACAGCUGUGCUGUGAAGAGAGUUCUUUAUAAAGCCUGUAGGUUCUUUCAACUUUGGUUUAAAAUGUAAGAUAGGAAAAUGUUGGAUAUUUGAGGCCAUGCUUAAUAUAUUUAUAUUGCAGUAUCCUUUAAAAGCAAAAAAAAAAAAAAAUGCAUUUAUAUUACAGUUUUCCUCUAUGAAAGUCCUUACUUAUAUGAUACAAGCACUCUGUUUUGUGCUUAAACUCUUCAGAGGGGUAGCAUCAAAGUUCUUGGGGAAGGAUUGUGUAUGUGGGUCCCUUCCCUAGAAGAAUGGUUGCUGAUUCCCAAGAAGAAUGGCUACUGCUUCUACAUCUUGAGUUUUUUAAUUUACUUUUUGUACACUGUAGUAUUGAUACUGCUUGAUUCAAGUCUGGUGCUUUGCCAGAUGUAUUAAUUUCAAUAAAUGCUUUGUGAGUUUGGUUAAAAUGAAGAUUCACUUGGGAAAACACUGCAGCUUUAGUUUGUGUAAUUAUCUUGUUAUGAGUAUGUAAAAGUAAAAUGCAUGUGAAUUAAUUAUAUUUGCACUACGAAGGUAUUUGGUUAAAAAAGAGUUUUAAGAUUUUAAUGCCCUUUCUUUCAACAACUUUUAUGAGUUCGCAGCCAUUCUUUAUUUUCUGGAUAGCCACGUUUUAUCAGGCUUCUAGUCUGGAUGCUCCUAUUCCUUCUGAAAAUUACGGUCUGGCUAGUGAGCAAAGUCUUGAAUUUAUUCAAAAGUUGUCCUAAAUAUCUUCUCUAGGUGAGACACUUGGUAGAUGAGAGACAGGGAAGGCAUUGUCAAGAAACAUUUUCAUGAGAGGUGGUAUGCAAAAAGGUAGAAUAAAAGAGUUCUUUCAACAAAGA